Messenger RNA from Giardia duodenalis, 2538 nucleotides. Its product is annotated as putative Heat-shock protein. Gene Ontology annotation, molecular function: ATP-dependent protein folding chaperone; ATP binding. The record is from RefSeq and is a predicted model, not a curated record. The transcript has a single exon. Gene Ontology annotation, cellular component: cytosol; nucleus. Bases 1 to 2538 code for a protein of 845 amino acids. Gene Ontology annotation, biological process: protein folding. Lineage: Eukaryota; Fornicata; Diplomonadida; Hexamitidae.
AUGUCCUCCAUUGCUUUUGAUUUCGGGAAUUCGUAUGCCGUGGCGUCUGUCCCUCGUGCUCGAGGUAUUGAUCUAGUGCUAUCUGAUACCUCCAAUCGCCUGAUACCGUCCUGUGUUUCUUAUACUUCUGAGCGUCGUUUCAUGGGCGACAUGGGAAUUGGGCAGCGUACGAGCAACAGACGGGCAUGCUUCUUCAAUCUCCCGAUGCUACUCAACGAGGACUUUGGUUCCCAUGCAGUUCAACGCGUCCUCUCGUUGGGGGCUGAGUUUGUCCUGACGGAGGAUCCAAGCACCCACAAGGCUUAUGGAAAGGUUUUCUACGGAGGACAAGAGCAUCAUAUCUCAACGGAAAACAUGACAACCGCGAUUCUUGGCAAGGUGCGUGACUUCGCCAACUCCAUGGACAAUGUCAGCUUGUCCGACUUUGUCGUCGGGUGCCCUGGGAACUGGAACCAUAGUAAGCGUACUGCGCUUCGUGCCAGUUGUGAGGCCUUGGGGCUUACUUGUAACGGCGUGGUCACUCAACACAUGGCCGCUGCUGUGACGUACUAUGUGAAACGGAACGCCGACUUUCGGGCGAUGAGUCCCGACAACCAAGGUAUUUAUCUCGGCAUCCUCUCCAUUGGCGAGCUCCAGUCCUUCUUUUCAAUUCUCCGCAUCCACAAAGCAGGAAUUCAGUGUGUUUUUGCGGAGUAUGAUGACACUGUUGGUGCUGCAGAUUUUGACAAGAUCCUCUACAAUCUUGUCUGUGAGCAAAUUAAGUCCAAAUUCAAGCAGAUCUCGCCAGAUGAGCUUCGUUCAGGGAAGAACUUCACGAAGAUCAUGAAGGCAUGUAACGCUGCCAAGAAGGUGCUAUCCAUUAAUAGUAAGGCCCCUGUGCAUAUUGAAUGCCUCGGAGAUGCGCAGAUAGAUGUGAAUUGCAUGGUAACAGCCCAGGAGUUCGAGGAGCUAAGCUUCAAGAGCGGACUCAUGGAGAAGCUUGAAGUUAUGAUAAUGCGAGGUUUGCAAGUGGUUAAGGGGAUCGAUAAUGUUGAGGCUUUUGAACUCAUCGGAGGGGCUAGCCGUAUGCAGGCUGUCAAGACCCUUAGUGAAAGAUUAUUUACGGCGCAGAAGAUAACGAAGCGACUGAAUCCUGACGAGUGCAUUGUUGUGGGUUUGGGGUGGAUAGCUGCAAUACGGUCUCCACGCCAGAAGGUUGCUUUUUCGAUCGAGAUGGUGGAUAUUAUUUCUAAUAUCCAGGGGCCUAUUUCGUUAGACAUAAUCCACAAGGAGACGAUGUCGUCGGUCUAUCAAACUCCUCUUAAGGUGUUCCAGCGUGAUGAUGUUUAUCCCUGUAGCAGAAAAGUCUCCAAGACGCUUUCUCCUGGCGAAUAUAUUGCCAGGCUCGUAGACAUUUCCACGGGCAUCAUUCACGAGGAGUCUACAAUUACGGUGGUUCCGCGAAACACUGCGCAAUUUGGUGAAUUUUCUCCCGAAGAUCUGGCUAAGCACAACAUUUCCCUAGACAAUGUGGAUGUCACUAUGACUUUGAAGAUGACAUGCGACACUGAAGGAUUCUUCCAUUUCACGCAGAUAAGGCGUACGGAUCCUACUGUUCGCGUGAAGAGGGUUCUACGUGAACAGCCAAAUCCAAAAUGGACCGAAGAAAUAGAGGCACAGGAAGCAGAGAGGGAGAAGGCCGCAGAAGCACAGUACGCCGAUGAACUGGCUCAGCAUGAGGCAAAGCUGAAGGAACUAAACGAGGCACUUUCUACCGCUGCAGACGCCAAUAAGGACGCACUAACAAAGGACAUAGCCGAUCACAAGGCAAAGGCGCCGAAGAAGCAGAUCGUCGUCCGCACGCCAAAGAUGGUUCAAGUGUCCGUUGAGGAGAAAGACUUAACUACAGAGAUCACCAAUGUUGAUCGCAAGGUCCUUAUAAAUAUCGGUGAAACGGCAGAUCUGGCUAAGCAGCUUGAGGACUUCGAGAAGUGUUGCAAGGAGGUCGACCGCAAGGCUCUCCGCUAUGAGCACGCCCGCAAUACUUUUGAGUCCCUUGUCUACGAUACAAGAAAUAAUAUGGAUUGGGGGAAGUUCGCUGAGUUUACGACUGAGGAAGACAAGAGGAAGAUUAUUCCUCAUCUUGACGAGCACAGCGCUUUCAUUAGCAGCAUCGAAGGGCCUCACCAGACCGCUGAGAUCGAAGAGCGCAUUCAGAGGCUCGAAAACGAAAUCCGCUUCCUUCAUGAGCGUAAGGAGUCCCAUGAUUCAGCCGACCUUCGCUUGAUGAGCUUGCGCAGCAGUGUAGACUCUCUUUUAGAGAGAUGGCCAGCAAAUGGUGUUAAUAAUGAAGCUCGGGACAGGCUAACAGCAUUCUAUGCAGAAUGUGAGAAAGCUGUUCGACAAGCGUCUAAGCACGAGCUCGCCCCACUAACUCUUUUUGAGGAUGCGGAUCGACGUCUUGCAGACUUUGAAAAGGCUCUCCAGGCUAAGGCGGAGCCCGCAAAGUCCGAUAAUACAUCUGAUGCAGCUCCAAAAGAGGCUGACAAAAGUAAAUGA